Messenger RNA from Chenopodium quinoa (quinoa), 1619 nucleotides. Its product is annotated as hippocampus abundant transcript-like protein 1. Gene Ontology annotation, biological process: transmembrane transport. The transcript is spliced from 14 exons. The record is from RefSeq and is a predicted model, not a curated record. Gene Ontology annotation, molecular function: transmembrane transporter activity. Lineage: Eukaryota; Viridiplantae; Streptophyta; Magnoliopsida; Caryophyllales; Amaranthaceae. The coding region runs from base 105 to 1493 and encodes 462 amino acids.
UUCUAUAUCUGUAUGUUUGUUGCCAACUCAAAUCCUCUUCUCCGCAUUGCACAAGGAAUGAUAGAUAUUGUACAAUCUGAGUUUUCUGUAAGCAAGGAGAUAUAAUGGAAAGUAAAUUGAUGGAGAGUUUGCAAAGCAUGAAGGAUUUAAUAAUGUUCCGGAAUAUAAAGCUUUUAUCACAUUUGCUGGUGGCGCUGUUUGUUCAUGGCAUUGCUCAUGAAAUGUCUAGUCCAUUUCUGAUGGAAGUGAUUAGUCGCGUUUUGUGUCCUGAAGAGUCUACCUGUUCUUACGCGCUUUACCUUAAUAGUCUUCAAAAAACUUUAGCUGGGCUUCUAAUGAUUCCUGUACUUCCAAUAUUAUGUGAGCUUUCGGAUGAGUAUGGAAGGAAACCACUUCUCCUUUUGACUAUGUCUACUUCCAUAUUCCCUGUUGUUCUUCUUGCCAUUAGCAAGUCCAAGGCAUUCAUUUAUGCAUACUUCGCUCUCCGUUGUCUUUCCUACAUCCUAAGUCUCCGGAGUGUAUUCUGCAUUGCUAUUGCCUAUGCGGCAGAUGUAGUUGAGGAUGACAAAAGAGUUGCAGCAUUCAGUUGGAUCACAGGAGUAAUGUCUGCUUCAUAUAUCUUGGGGAGUUUGCUAGCAAAGUUCAUUCCUGGAAAGUAUAUAUUUGAGGCAUUUGUCUUGGUUGUUAUCGUUUCUCUUAUUGAUAGAAUACAUUAUUUUCAGCUGUCAAUUCCUCUCUUGAUCAUGCCUCCACUCUUUAUUCAACUAUUCGUGGCUGAGACUGCUAGGCGGGCACCUAUGACAAAGCAGUCACUCUGGUCCAUCUUUUUUAAGUCCAUCAGAGAGCGUUACAGUUCUAUUAAAUGUGCUGCUGCUGUAAUUUUUACCAAACCUAAUCUCAGGGGCAUUUAUCUGGUUUCUUUCUUGUAUGAGUUCGGCAUAUCUGGCAUCAGCAGUGUCUUAUUGUUUUAUAUGAAGGAUGCAUUGAAUUUAAAUGGAAGCAAAGUUUCAGAAACGUUGAUGAUUGUCCAAGUCGGAUCAGUUUUCUCACAGAUGCUGAUAGUGCCUGUAAUUAAUACACUGACUGGGGAGAAGGCGAUACUUUCCAUGGGAUUACUGGCAUCCGUGACUUAUGCAUUUUUCUACAGCUUGGCAUGGGCAACUUGGCUUCCAUACAUUAGUGUUUCGCUUGGAUUGGCAUACGGAUUUGUCAAACCUUCAAUAUGUGCUAUUAUUUCAAGAGCAUCAAGUUCAAAUGAUCAGGGAAGAGCACAAGGCUUUCUUGCUGCAGUAGAUUCAAUAGCAGGUUUCGUAUCACCACUUAUUAUGACACCAUUAACUCAGUGGUUCCUAUCAAACAAAGCACCAUUUGAUUGUAAAGGUUUCAGCCUGAUUUUUGCAGCCUUCGUUAUGAUGGUCGCGUUGUUUGUUGCUAUGCCAUUAAAACCAGAAACAACAUGGAACCAUGACCUCAAAGUAGUUCUUCUUACUUAAAAAUGUGUAUAGACAAUGUCAAAUUAGUUUCAGCUUGAAAUUGUAUUUAGUGGUUUGAAAUUCUUAGUGUAAAUAUUUUAUCAGCAGUAUAAGGCUGAGAUAUAAAAAUGAGAGUAAACUUCCUGC